AAAAACCACAUCAUUGAUAGUAGUAGUCACUACAACCACCACCACCACCUCUGACUCUCUGUCUGAACUUCACUGGAAGAUCAACAGACUUUGUUGUGUGUUUUUCUUUGCAAGUUGAAGAAGAUGCAGUUAAUGGCAAAGGAAGAGCUGUUGCAGAACAUGGAGCUUGGGUUGAUACCGGACCAAGAGAUUAGAGAAAGGAUUAGAAUUGAAUUAGAAAAACGUCUCCGAUGGGGUUACAAAGAAACCCAUGAAGAACAGCUUUCUCAGCUUCUUGACUUGGUUCACUCUUUGAAAGGUAUGAAAAUGGCAACUGAGAUGGAGAAUUUGGAUUUGAAACUCUACGAAGCGCCUAUGGAAUUCUUAAAGAUCCAACAUGGAAGCAACAUGAAACAAAGUGCUGGUUACUACACUGAUGAAUCAACAACGUUGGACGAAGCUGAGAUAGCGAUGCUGGAUUUGUAUAUGGAGAGGGCACAGAUCAAAGAUGGUCAGAGUGUACUUGAUUUAGGGUGUGGAUUGGGUGCUGUAGCUCUUUAUGGUGCAAACAAGUUUAAAAAAUGUCAAUUUACUGGAGUAACAAGUUCUGUGGAACAAAAAGAUUACAUUCAAGGAAAAUGCAAGGAGCUUAAGUUGACCAACGUCAAGGUUUUAUUAGCUGAUAUAACAACUUACGAAACUGAAGAAAGAUUUGAUCGGAUUUUCGCAGUUGAAUUGAUUGAGCAUAUGAAGAACUAUCAAUUGCUUCUUAAGAAAAUAUCAGAAUGGAUGAAAGAUGAUGGACUUCUUUUCGUGGAACAUGUUUGCCAUAAGACUCUAGCUUACCAUUAUGAGCCUGUUGAUGCAGAAGAUUGGUACACUAACUACGUAUUCCCUGCUGGAACCCUGACUCUAUCGUCUGCUUCAAUGCUUCUUUACUUUCAAGUAAGUUCAUUCACAAAAUUUAGGCUGAAAUAUAUUGUGCUUCUUGCACUCAACCAUAACUCUCGCAUGAUUCUUGAAACUGUAAUGGCAUGGCAGGAUGAUGUUGCUGUUGUGAAUCAAUGGACUCUGAGUGGAAAGCAUUAUUCUAGAUCCCAUGAAGAAUGGUUGAAAAACAUGGAUAAAAACAUCGUUGAAUUCAAAGAAAUAAUGAGGUCUAUAACUAAAACUGAGGAAGAAGCGAACAGAUUGCUCAAUUUUUGGAGGAUUUUUUGCAUGUGUGGAGCGGAGUUGUUUGGUUACAAGAAUGGUGAAGAAUGGAUGCUGACCCAUCUUCUCUUCAAGAAAAAAUGAGAAAAUUUGUUUUAUGCUUUCGUUUUGUGUGUGUUGUUUAACAUCAUAAUUAUGCCAUAUCAUCGUAAUAAAAACUGUUUAGAAUGAUUGGUUGCAACUUUUAUUUAAUGUUAAUAUAAAUAUUUCACCAUCAGGUGCUUUAUGGUUGUUCCA
This is a messenger RNA of Papaver somniferum (opium poppy), 1428 nucleotides long. Its product is annotated as (S)-coclaurine N-methyltransferase-like. The transcript is spliced from 7 exons. Lineage: Eukaryota; Viridiplantae; Streptophyta; Magnoliopsida; Ranunculales; Papaveraceae. Bases 124 to 1275 code for a protein of 383 amino acids. The record is from RefSeq and is a predicted model, not a curated record.